AUGUAUGUUGUGACAGAUAAGACUGAAAAGUUGUUCAGUGCUAUUAUUAUAUUUGCCAAAAUGGUUAAAAUGGCAGGAGAAGAUUACUUAAACUUGAAUAUAAACUCCAGCAUUGAAGAGAUAUGUACAAAAUCAAAUGAUGUAAUAGAUCAAGAUAUUUUUACAGAUGAAUUUUCUUUGGGAGCAAUGUUUUAUCUAAAAGAUAAAAUAUCGGAUAAAUUAAUAUCAUCACAAGUAUUUCAUAUACAAUAUUUAAUAGAUAAUCUAAAAACCAAUAUUGAAUAUUGCCUUUCUCAUUAUGAAGAUGUUAAUAAAAAAGCCGGAAUUACUUAUCAAGAAGCAUUUAGAAACAUUAAUGCAAUCAAAUUUAGAUUGUUUCAAGAGUUACACUCAAGAAAGAUCACCUUAUUAGUACAUACUAUAUUCCUUGUUCCGUGGCAACUUUUUCAACUACUUGAAAGUGACUUUAAUUAUAGUAUCGAAAUUUUUACAUACAUUAUUUUCUUCAACUACAUUCUCUCUCUCUCUCAUCGUCUACCUGUCCACCUACUCAUUUAUCUAUCAAUCGAAUUUUCAGUCAUUCCACUACGUGGUUGUUCAAUCGACAUUCAUCCAAAUGCUCGAUGGAAACAGAAUGGUCUCACUGUAGCUGGAGGAAAUGGACAAGGCAAUGGAAUCAAUCAACUCUCGAAUCCAUGGGGUUUGUAUGUUGAUGAUGAUCAAACUGUCUAUAUCACUGAUUCAGGCAAUCACCGUAUUGUAGAACGGAAAUCGUGUGCGACGAAUGGCCAAGUGGUUGCCGGUGGAAAUGAAGAAGGAAGUGAGGCUCAUCAAUUGUCUUACCCAAGAGAUGUGAUUGUCGACAAAGAGAGAGAUAGUCUCAUCAUCUGCGAUCGUUCAAAUCAAAGAGUGGUUCGAUGGUCUCGCCGAAAUGGGACAAGUAGAGAAACGAUCAUCUCGAAUGUCACUUGUGUCGGUUUAACAAUGGACGAGAAUGGAUCUCUCUAUGUCGUUAACGUUGGAAACAAUGAAGUGAGACGAUAUCGAAGAGGAGAAUCUCAAGGAACAGUGGUUGCAGGUGGCAAUGGGCGCGGAAAGCGUCUCGAUCAACUCUUUUCCCCAUACUACGUAUUCGUCGAUCCAGAUCAUUCGGUGUACGUAUCUGAUUGGGGAAAUUAUCGUGCGAUGAAAUGGAUGGAAGGUGCAAAAGAAGGCAUUGUCGUGGCCGAUGGUGAAGGCAAAGUAAAUGGCCUUACACAAUUGUCACAUCCUCGAGGAGUCGUUGUCGAUCAAUUGGGCACUGUCUAUGUGGCUGACCGAGUGAAUCAUCGAAUCAUGCGUUGGCCAAAAGGAGCCACAGAGAGAAGUGUGAUUGUGGGUGGAAACGGUGAAGGAGGACAAUCGAACCAGCUCAAUGGGCCCUUCGGUUUAUCAUUCGAUCGAUAUGGUAAUCUCUAUGUUGUCGAUAAGGAAAAUCAUCGAGUACAAAAAUUCAAUAUUGAAUUCAAUGGAUAA
Messenger RNA from Rotaria socialis, 1515 nucleotides. The record is from the annotation of a GenBank genome assembly. Lineage: Eukaryota; Metazoa; Rotifera; Eurotatoria; Philodinida; Philodinidae.